Messenger RNA from Gastrolobium bilobum, 1351 nucleotides. Its product is annotated as endochitinase A2-like. Gene Ontology annotation, molecular function: chitinase activity; chitin binding. NCBI's taxonomy places the organism in Eukaryota, Viridiplantae, Streptophyta, Magnoliopsida, Fabales, Fabaceae. The coding region runs from base 145 to 1125 and encodes 326 amino acids. The transcript has 2 exons. The record is from RefSeq and is a predicted model, not a curated record. Gene Ontology annotation, biological process: defense response to fungus; chitin catabolic process; cell wall macromolecule catabolic process.
ACGAGAGAGGAAAAUAAAAGGCAUUAGCCGCCCCACUUGACAAGUCUCCAAAGUAAUAAAAUUAUAUAUGAAUAAUAUUUAUAUUAAGAGAGGACAAAUUAUGAGCAUAUAUAGAUAGAUUUGGGUGGGAGUAGAGAGUAGGAAAUGAAUAUGAAUAUGAAUAUGAAGAUGGGGUUGAGAUGGUUGGGAAUAGUAGUGUCAAUGUGGUUUAUAGGAGGAAGCAUGGCGGAGCAAUGUGGAAGACAAGCAGGUGGUGCUGUGUGCCCUGGGGGUUUAUGUUGCAGCCAAUUCGGGUGGUGUGGCUCAACCAGUGACUACUGCGGCACCGGAUGCCAAAGCCAAUGUGGAGGAAGUGGUGGUGGUGACCUCGGGAGCAUAAUAUCGAGGGACAAAUUCAACCAGAUGCUGAAACACAGGGAUGAUGGUGGGUGCCAAGGGAAAGGGUUUUACACCUACGAUGCUUUCAUUACAGCUGCCAAGUCUUUCCCCAACUUCGGUAAAACCGGCGAUACUCCCACUCGCAAGAGGGAGAUUGCUGCUUUCUUCGGCCAAACUUCCCACGAAACUACUGGGGGGUGGGCAAGUGCACCGGAUGGACCAUACGCUUGGGGAUACUGCUUUGUUAGGGAACAAAAUCCAAGUGCGUAUUGUGCGUCGAGCGCCGAAUUCCCUUGUGCUCCUGGGAAGCAAUACUAUGGUCGAGGUCCCAUCCAAAUAUCAUGGAACUACAACUACGGACAGUGUGGAAGAGCAAUAGGUGCGGACUUGCUGAACAACCCAGACCUCGUCGCCACUGAUCCCAUCAUCUCCUUCAAGACGGCCAUAUGGUUCUGGAUGACGCCACAGUCACCCAAGCCAUCCUGCCAUGACGUCAUCACCGGAAUAUGGAAGCCGUCGGAUGCUGAUAGGGCGGCAGGGAGGCUUCCUGGGUACGGAAUGAUAACAAAUAUAAUAAAUGGUGGACUCGAAUGCGGUAAAGGACAGGAUAGCAGAGUGCAGGAUCGCAUCGGAUUUUACAAGAGAUACUGUGAUUUGCUCGGCGUCGGCUAUGGCGACAACCUUGACUGUUCUGCUCAGAGGCCAUUUAACUCUUUGCUUCUUCAAUUAAUGGUCGACACCAUCUGAUCCCAUCCAGCUGUGACUGUGACUGUGACUGUGAUGUUUUCUCAUCUGCAUGUCAAGAGAAAACACACUUUAGAAAUAAAAUGAAACCUGGACUGGUCCACUACCUAUGCAGACUAAACACGCUUUGUCUUGCAUUUCUUCAACACCAUUAAUUACAUUAAUUCAUCACACGAUAUGACGUACGUUACCCUCUUAAGUUUUAACCAACCAACCACCACCACUAUCA